Ochotona curzoniae (black-lipped pika) is the source of this 1698-nucleotide messenger RNA. It is a transcript of the gene PDLIM7, whose product is annotated as PDZ and LIM domain 7. The record is from RefSeq and is a predicted model, not a curated record. Gene Ontology annotation, cellular component: Z disc; filamentous actin; adherens junction. Lineage: Eukaryota; Metazoa; Chordata; Mammalia; Lagomorpha; Ochotonidae. Gene Ontology annotation, molecular function: actin binding; muscle alpha-actinin binding. Bases 77 to 1453 code for a protein of 458 amino acids. The transcript has 13 exons. Gene Ontology annotation, biological process: actin cytoskeleton organization; heart development; muscle structure development.
CGACCGGGUCCCGUCGCUGCCGCCCGGAGCCCGCCGCCGUGCAGCGCCCCGGCGGGGCCGAGCAGGAGCUGGCACCAUGGACUCCUUCAAAGUGGUGCUGGAAGGGCCGGCACCUUGGGGCUUCCGGCUGCAAGGGGGCAAGGACUUCAACGUUCCCCUCUCCAUCUCCCGGCUCACUCCCGGAGGCAAAGCUGCGCAGGCCGGCGUGGCCGUGGGCGACUGGGUGCUGAGCAUCGAUGGCGAGAACGCAGGCAGCCUCACGCACAUUGAGGCCCAGAACAAGAUCCGGGCCUGCGGGGAGCGGCUCAGCCUGGGUCUUAGCAGGGCUCAGCCGGCUCAGAAUAAACCGCAGAAGGCCCUGGCCCCUGCCGCGGACCCCCCGCGGUACACCUUUGCACCCAGUGCCUCUCUCAACAAGACGGCCCGGCCGUUCGGGGCGCCCCCGCCUGCUGACAGCGCCCCGCAGCAGAAUGGACAGCCUCUCCGGCCACUUGUCCCCGACGCCAGCAAGCAGCGGCUGAUGGAGGACACGGAAGACUGGCGGCCGCGGCCGGGCACGGGCCAGUCCCGCUCCUUCCGCAUCCUUGCCCACCUCACGGGCACCGAGUUCAUGCAAGACCCGGACGAGGAACACCUGAAGAAAUCAAGCCAGGUGCCCAGGACAGACAUCCCAGCCCCAUCCUCAAGCACAGCCCAGGAACCCUGGCCUGGCCCCACCAGCCCCAGCCCCACCAGCCGCCCACCCUGGGCUGUGGAUCCUGCGUUUGCUGAGCGCUACGCCCCGGACAAAACCAGCACGGUGCUGACCCGGCACAGCCAGCCGGCCACGCCCACGCCCCUGCAGAAUCGUACCUCCAUCGUGCAGGCCGCCACCGGAGGCAACGCAGGGGGGAGCGGAGGCAGCAACGGCAAGACUCCCGUGUGCCACCAGUGCCACAAGGUCAUUCGGGGCCGCUACCUGGUGGCGCUGGGCCACGCCUACCACCCCGAGGAGUUUGUGUGCAGCCAGUGUGGAAAGAUCCUGGAAGAGGGCGGCUUCUUUGAGGAGAAGGGCUCCAUCUUCUGCCCACCCUGCUAUGAUGUGCGCUACGCCCCGACCUGUGCCAAGUGCAAGCAAAAGAUCGCUGGCGAGAUCAUGCACGCCCUGAAGAUGACGUGGCACGUACACUGCUUCACCUGCACUGCCUGCAAGACCCCCAUUCGCAACAGGGCCUUCUACAUGGAGGAAGGGGUGCCCUACUGUGAGCGAGACUACGAGAAGAUGUUUGGCACCAAAUGCCGUGGCUGUGAUUUCAAGAUCGACGCCGGGGACCGCUUCCUGGAGGCGCUGGGCUUCAGCUGGCAUGACACCUGCUUCGUGUGCGCGAUCUGUCAGAUCAACCUGGAAGGAAAAACCUUCUACUCCAAGAAGGACAAGCCCCUCUGUAAGAGCCAUGCCUUCUCACACGUGUGAUCCUCCUUGCCCGCUGACACCUGCGUCUGACCCAGCCCGAAGCAUCUACAAGUCCUCACCUGCCCAGCCUUUCUGGGUAGGGCUGGCCACGGCUGUCCCGAGCCCGACUCCUGCCCCCAGUCUGGGGUUCUCUGGACCCCAUGUUGUCCCCUCACGUGCCCCCACACUCCCCCCACUGCAGUCACCGCUGCUGGCCACACCAGCCCCUCCUUCACCUCCAUUGCCAUAAUAAACCUGUGUCCAGC